This is a messenger RNA of Symbiodinium sp. CCMP2456, 1113 nucleotides long. NCBI's taxonomy places the organism in Eukaryota, Dinophyceae, Suessiales, Symbiodiniaceae. The record is from the annotation of a GenBank genome assembly.
AUGGGCAUUGAACCUCCACUUAGCACAAUCGCUGCUGGAAACGAUGCUGCUGCAGCAUUGAAGCUUGCUGCCAGCCGCGGCUCUCCCGCACUGGCGGCUGCCAUCCAGGCAGGACAGUUCCCAAAGACUUCGGUCUAUGAGUUCGGCACAAACGAUGCGCUGCACGCAGCGCCGGCACCUGCCAAGCCUACACGGAUGUCGCUGAUGGCGGAGAAGCCACCGAAGCCACAGCCAAGGGAGGUGCCUCCAUCAGUCGUGGCUGCCGCUGCUGCCAUCGGCCGUGCUGUGGCUACGUUGCCGGGGGCAGGCACGCCGGUGCAUGGGCAAGCAACAGUUCCUGCGGCGACCCCUGCAGCAGCGGGCCGUGUGGCGACCAACGACAGUAUGUCAGAUGCCGGAAAUGGCAACAGUAUUUGGCUGACGGCGCCGGCGCCGGGGGUUUCCGCGGAAUCUCGUGUUGCUGUGCGGCUGCCGCAAAACGAGUUCACGUACAUUGACCGGCCGUGGUUGCACUUUGUCACUCGUUGGGCAGCUAUUGACACGGAGAUCUUUCGAUCCAUCGGUGAGGCACCCUUUUCCUUGAUCGACCUGGGUAGCUGCUGUGGCUUCUUCAGCUUGCAGGCAGCCGUGGCCUAUCCUCAGGCAUCCGUCUUCGGCGUGGAAGGGUCUGUUGGUAUCGGAAACGGCACGACUGGCUUAGAUGGUACGCAGGACCAAAUCAUUGCGACGAAGGCUGUUCAAACCCACCUCCGAUGGAUCAAUCGACUGAAAUUGCCAAACUGCUUCCUGGCGCCGGACGUCUGGGAUUUCAAGAAGGUUUCCGGCCUCGCAGCCGCUGGCAACCUUUGCGAUGUUCUCCUGCUGCUCUCUGUUGUCCAUCACGUCGACAAUGUUUCGACCGACCAGUACGCCGAGCAGGGCUGGAGCCGAGUAGAGGCCGGGGCCAAGCGCUGGCGUUGCUGCCGCCGCCGCCGUUCUUGGCUCGAGCUUCGCCUACAGACACCGGCACCAUGGGCCUGCCGGGUCGGGAUAUGUCGCGAUUCCUGUGGCCAGGCCGGGAGAAGCUGCGAUCCGAUCUGUGGCUUACGCGACCGUUCCCAGGAGCCGGGCUAG